This is a messenger RNA of Protopolystoma xenopodis, 549 nucleotides long. NCBI's taxonomy places the organism in Eukaryota, Metazoa, Platyhelminthes, Monogenea, Polystomatidea, Polystomatidae. The record is from the annotation of a GenBank genome assembly.
AUGUCAAUUGAUAAAUUUUCCUUUUCCAGACUUUUACGGCCGAUUCAUGCUACAGAAACGGAGGAGGUCGUGCUUGGCUGCCAGGUGGUAGGCAAGCCAACACCGGUGGUCCAAUGGUGCAAAGAUGGCUUUCGUUUGCGCGACAGUCCGGAUUUUAUCAUUACCAACGUCGGUGGGACGUGCAAGUUACGGAUAUGCCGCAGCAACAAAGCUGUACAUUCUGGUACAUACCUCUGUCGCGCGACCAAUGCAUGUGGUGAAGCAACAACUUCGGCACGAGUGACUCUUGACCAUCCUGAACCACCUUCCAUCUUAGUUCCACUAAGAGAUCUGGUAGUGACUAUUCAAGAUCGAGCCAAGUUGCAGGUUGCCUAUCGCGUAAGUCAACCAAACAUCCCCACAGUGUCUGAGGAGGUACCACAUUUUCACUGGGUUCGACGAGUAUGCUCUUUAAAGUCUGGUGUAGGGUCUGCUGACUGGCGAAAACAGGGAUUCGGGUCUACCGGCUUUAAGGUAACGGGAAGAGGGAUUGUGCAGAUUCAAGAGUAG